Messenger RNA from Lactuca sativa (garden lettuce), 1488 nucleotides. NCBI's taxonomy places the organism in Eukaryota, Viridiplantae, Streptophyta, Magnoliopsida, Asterales, Asteraceae. The record is from RefSeq and is a predicted model, not a curated record.
GCGGUCUUUCAAGACUUCAACUCCCAAAGUCCCACCCAUCGGAACCCUAGGGCCUAGAGCUAAACCAUUCAGCCUUGUGAAGUAUCCAACCUUUAGGAACUAUGAAAGCUCAACGCCAAAGCUCGGAUAGAAUCAGCAAUCUCCCUCAAGAUAUAAUUGAAAAAAUUCUGACUUUUAUGCCAAUCAGAGAUGCAUUGAAGACGAGCAUUUUGUCAAAAAAAUGGAGGCAUUGCUGGAAGGGAAUGCCUAAACUUGUAUUUGAUGAUAGGCUCAGUAAUGUAUCAUCUGAUAUGGAAGAUGUCAAAAAAUAUAAGCUUGUCAUUACCAUAUUCCAUGUUUUGUUGCUACACAGAGGUCCGAUAUUGGAACUUUGUAUUUGUAUCUCAGAUGAAGAAAUUUUUAAUGAGAUUGACCAGAUAAUACUUCAUCUUUCAUGGAGCAAAAAUAUCAAGAAAUUCAUUUUUGAAGUUUAUCAAUUCGAUGAAUACUACAAGUUACCAAGUUCAUUCUUUUCAUUGCAAGGAUUAGAACACCUAUUUCUCAAAUAUUGUAUAAUUGAGCUUCCAUCAACGUUUAAUGAAUUUAGUAUGUUGAAGAGCCUGAAAUUUUAUGAGGUUUACAUCACUGCCACUAUGCUGAAGCGAUUCCUUAUCAGUUGCCCACUACUUGAGGAAUUUACAUGGGUAAAUAAAAUUGGAUAUGAUUGUUUAGACUUUACAGGAGGAAACAAGUGUACAUUUGUAGAGUUGUUUACGUGUUUACCAUCGGCUCAAGUUGUGAACAUCUCUUGGUUUGAGAACAAGGACUUCUAUGCAGGUGUUAUGUCACAAAAGCUCCCCACUUCACUAGUCUACUUGAGGAUACUUGUCCUUCAAGUGUGUUUUCAUGAACAAGAUCAGAUUUCCUCCACUCUCUGUGUGAUCAACAGCUCUCCGAAUUUAGAGAAAAUUAACUUGAGGAUGAUUCGUUAUGUUGCACAAACUUGCACUACUUUGCUUGAUCCUCAAGAUUAUUUUGGGCUUAAGUUGGAUCAUCUUAAAGAACUGGUGAUAACAAGUUUCCAUAACUAUGCUUCUGAGAUGGAAUUUGUAAAGCUCAUAAUGGGUAAGUCGCCUCUGCUUAAGAAAACACGAAUCAAGCUCAGUACAUCUGUUUCUGUUGAGGAAGAAGUUAAGAUGCUUCGAGAUUUGGUAUACUUGCAAUUUCCACGUGCAUCACCAGAAGCCAAGCUAAUUAUCGAACGCCCGAAAACGUUGCCUGCAAAGGCAGUUAAGUUUUAGUGAUACAAGUUUAAUUGUUGAAAUAUAAGGAUUGUUAAAACACAAUGCCUUUAUUAUCUAUUUUGAACCUGUUUACAUGUCUUUUGGAUUGAUUAUGAUUACUUUUAAAUUCCCAAAUUCGUCGUAUCUUCCUCUAUUUUGAUGCUUGACGACCAAUAUAUAAACACAAGUAAGAGUUUACAUGUCUAUAAAACUGCUUUUCCAAUGA